AUGGUUAACUCUCUCAAGCACAAACCUGAAGGCAAACCAAGUGCUGCAUCUGCCAUAAAAAGACCGAGGCGAUCUGAAGUGAACUACUGUCCCCCCUUUCCUACUGGAGAAUCUGAGGAAAGCCUUGAGAGCGUUAGAGUGGCUCUUCUUUUAGAUGUUAAGAGGAGGAACAACAGGGAGGUAGUCAGGAUGAAAAUGGAAAAGACAUUUGCAUAUAGGAGACAUGAAGUGGUCCGUGAUACACCUAUGAUAGAAGACUUCCAGGCGAGAUGGCCAGGACUUUUUGAAGUGAGCGAGAUCAAUGCCGAAUUUAAGCGCAUUACCACCAUGCCUCUACAAUCCAGAUUUCUUUCGCAGCUAGAUGUCCUUUCUGACAAACUCCUGAAGCUAUUUGGGAAAAGAGGAGGCCAAAUUGGACGAAAACUGAAAAGCAUUAUGGACCCCAUAUCUGCAGAGAAUGAUGUUGAUCUUGCAAGAGAGUGUGUUCUCAAGGGACUGUGUGUGUACCUCAAUGAGGACCCCCAAAAUCUGGUUAGAGAGUACAUGGUAGAAGACAAAGAUGUCAUCCAAAGGGCUAUAGAGGAGACCACUGUUGGAAUAUGUGUCAUCAAAGGACUACAUGCCUGUGAUACCCCAGAGGACAUUGCUAUUGUUCUUGAAGGCCAAACAGUAUUACAAGAUCUGGAUAAUGUUGCAUUAGCCACUGCUAUGUUGUUUGGCCUGAUGUAUGUGUUGAACUUGAACUACCCUUCUGAGCUGAAGUAUACGUUCGAAGUUCUGCAGAAAGUUGUCAUGGAGCUCGAGGGAAACGCACUCUCCAACAAAGCCCAAACUCUCAAAAACAGACUCUUUCAGUGA
Molecule: messenger RNA, 858 nt
Organism: Clarias gariepinus (North African catfish)
Lineage: Eukaryota; Metazoa; Chordata; Actinopteri; Siluriformes; Clariidae
Exons: 4
Coding region: 1-858 (285 amino acids)
Source: RefSeq, a predicted model, not a curated record